Durusdinium trenchii is the source of this 1376-nucleotide messenger RNA. NCBI's taxonomy places the organism in Eukaryota, Dinophyceae, Suessiales, Symbiodiniaceae. The record is from the annotation of a GenBank genome assembly.
UUAUGAUUCUUUUGAUUUUAAAUUAUCUUCCCCGGUGGAUUUUCCAUCUGAGAAUCUUGGACUCUCCACGGCUGAGCCUUUGUGAAGCGUGGCCACCAUGAGCUUCCUCUCCGCCCCGACGCUGCGCAGUGAAGCCUAUUUCAGCCCGGGCGCCAGCGAGAAACUUCAGAGGCUCCAGCAAUCUCAGCAGCUGGCGCCCGUGGCACUCAGCAGGAUUUGCAACUUCAGCCUGGGCUCACUGGUUCUGACAGCCAAGCCCUCACAGAAGCUGCCCAUUGAGCGGGAGGAGAUUCGCCUGAAGACCGCGCUCUUGGGGAUCGAUUGGGUGAACGCUCCCGUGGACGCGAAAGCCGUGCUGUUGGUCUUCCCAGGCAUCGGUACCAACUCCAGGAGCGGCUUUGCUGGGAUGUCGGCGCACCACUUGUCAACCAGCUUCCCGAGCCUCCGUGUGGGUGUUGCAGUGCUUCAAGGACACGACGGUCUUCCUUUGCAGUCGACGUGUUUUCCUGCGACUGCCUAUGUGUCCAUGGGCGACACUGGACGCAUCAUCGAACAUACGAGUGCGCAAUUUCCAGGUCUUCCCUUGGUCGUCAUGGCGUGCUCCAUUGGGGCGGCGCACUUCACUCACUGGGCUGGAACGCAUCCGGAGAAAGCCAAGCAGUGUCGUGUGGUUGGAGCCGUGUUGGUGUGUCACGGCUAUGCCUCGCGUCCCGCGGCCCAUGCGGUGGACUCCUCCGGCGCGGCGCCCUUCAUUCUGGGUGCCUACAGGGAUAUACUCAGGAGGAACGUCCCGAAUCUCGAGAUUUUUGCGGAUGACUUCCCGGACUUUGAGCCCUCCAAGCUCUGGGCUGCCCAGACCCUCCGUGAAUGGGAUGAGGCUCUGCUGCCGGUGUAUGGCAUCCAGCGCUAUGAGGAUGUCCUUGAUGCGGUGGAUACCACCCCAGAGAUGCUCCAAGCUCUGCCGAUGCCCGUGGUGUUCGUUGGAGCGGCCAACGACCCCAUCACUCCCUCGACGCGGCUGCUGGAAGGGCAGGUGCACCAGCUGGUGCCCGAUUCCGCAUUGAUUCACUUGAGUCACGGGAGCCACAUGGCCUGGUGGCAGGGGCCUUUCUGGCAGAUGUCGCAAGAAUGGGCCUGCGACCUCAUGACGGAGCUGGUCUCCAUCCUCGCCGAUAUGCCAAAGAGGCCGGCAGAGCAAGGGCCAAAGAAGUCGAUGUUCUGCGUGGCAUGCGAGGCAGUCGGGAGGAUGUUUGGACAGUCGCAUGAGGGCAGCAAGUGAGAUGGCUCCGCGGAGCUGGGAGCCGGAAAGCACAUGAAAAGCACGGAGCAUCCUGAGGAGAUCUGGGAUAUUCAAGGCGGCUGAUUCUUCUCGAGCC